CCAGCGUCCAGCAUCCACACACCACCACCGCCCACCCCGUUGUUUCUGUAAUCGAGCGUCGAGCUGCAUGAUUUGCACCUCUGCAAUUAAGCACGUUCGGCGUGGGAUGGGAUUCUCGCUAAACACCGCAAAGCUGUCAUACACACGGAGCUCCAGCCCCGUCGCAUCCCCCACAAGUUGCUAGCGUGUGUGGACAGGAGCAAGAGGCGGGCUUGUUUAUCAAAAAUGACUCGACAUGGCUGUGUCGUUGACUCAACAUACACGGCUUCGCGAACGACACUGGAAGCCAUAACCAGUUGAGAGAGUGAGGCGUCAAAUCAUCUUAAUGAAAGUCAUAAGUGGGGUUGGGUGGCCAUGGACCCAUUCAGCCAGCUUAUUCUCACCAUCUCGGUGACCAGUUUCUUCACCUUCCAGUGGCUCUUCCACAAAGUCAGCCCCUGGAUGUCCGUGCGCAUCAGCCCCAGCUUCCUCAGUCUCAGUGACAAGCAGAAGGUGGAAUGGAACUCAAGGACGGUGUCAACGUUUCACGCACUGUUGGUGGGAAUCUUCUGUCUCUACAUCUUGUUCUUUGAUGAUGCCGUCAAUGAAGACCCAGUCUGGGGAGAUCCUACGCUGGUGAAGACUAAUGUUGCCAUCACAACAGGCUACCUCAUAUCUGAUCUGCUGCUAAUAUUUUUCUAUUGGAAGGCGAUAGGCGACAAGUUUUUUGUAGUUCACCAUCUGGCAGCGUUGUAUGCUUACUACUAUGUACUGGGUGAAGGAAUGUUGCCUUAUUUUGCUAACUUCCGUCUGCUUGCUGAGUUUUCUACACCAUGUGUGAACCAGCGCUGGUUCUUUGAGGUACUAGGUUAUCCCAAGUCGUCCCGGCCCAACAUGGCGAAUGGUGUUGCCAUGGCAGUAGUCUUUUUCAUGGUCCGCAUCGCCGUCAUGCCAGUCUACUACAUUCGUAUGUAUGUGGUCUACGGCACUGAGGCCUUCUACCUGGUGCCCUGGGGUGGCCGUGUAGCCUGGAUCGGCUCCAGUAUCUGCUUGGACAUCAUGAACAUUAUGUGGAUGCAUAAGAUCGCCCGCGGCUGCUACAAGGUGCUGCGCUCGGCACGCCAGAGCAAAGCCUGCGCGCCUCAGGAGAAUGGGAAGACGGAUUAAGGGAACUGGGGUGUCAGUGGUGAGGAAAUGCCACAACAGAGACAAAAUGAUGUCACUCUCAGUGCAUUGUAGAGCAGCAGCUUGGACACUUACUGUCACACCUGGGACGAGUGAUAUCACAGGACCGAAUGUAAUGAGGGAAAUUUGAGAUUUUUGAACAGGCGUUGAGAUGUACCGAUGGACCGUUUAACUGGCCACCCCUAAGCCAUGAAAUGACCUCUUAGCAAUACUCUGUGUGCAUGGCCACUUAUUUUUCUCUUGAACAAUUUACCACUACACUAAAGUGUUCGUUCUGGGACAACGGACUGCUAAACCCAACCACAAAUUGUCAAAAAGUUUACCGUUCUUUACAUAAGUAGUGUUCAACAAAAGUAAAAUGUUUUUUUUAAUAAUUAUUAUUACUGCUGCCUGAGUCCCACAAUACAAAUGAUGAAAUAUGAGUCAAUGUUGAUGGUGAUGCAAAUAUUUGAGGGAACCUGUUAAAGCGAUUCAGUGAUUCCUCAAUGAUUCCUCAUUUGUCAGAUGCCUGUUGAGGAGAAGGGUCGAGCAUCUCUUCUUCCUCAGUAAAUCCUGAGGUAAAUUUGCAGGGACUUGACUGACACAAGAUGGGAUUACAUCAAGUGCAAUCCAGAUAAGAAUAAGUAUGGAUAAAUCAGUUCAUCACUCACCCACUGUCAUUCAGUUAAAUCUUUAGUGCGUAACUUUUUAAUAUUAAAGUCAAUUAUAUUCAAGCCAUUGCCAAAUGCUAAUUAAGACCAUCAGCUCCACACAACUCUCUCUGUAUUUCUCAGUAUGGCUUUGUUUAGAAGAUUGUGUUGUCCAGCGACUUUUGCGCACAAAAACUCAAGAGAAGAUAAUUACCUCUUCUGAAGAGUCCGUCAUUUUUUUUCUUCUCCGUGUCCUCCUUGACUACUAGCAACUGCGUUGAGGAGGGGUGGGGGUGGUGCGCAAUCACAGAAGGCUUGUAUCAUGUGGACACACCGACAGUUUUGUUGUCAUUACUUAGAAUUCAUUUAAAAAACAGCCUUUUAGGACAUGCAUUGGAAUAUCAUGAGGUUGCAUUUGUUGUUGAUUUAUACAGUAUAAUAUAGGGUUAAACAGGCAUUGUUAAGCUGUAUGUAGUCUGUUUUUUGUUUUGUUUUGCUGGGGUCGAGGCAAAUGGGUUUUUAAAAGUACAAUUAAAGAUACUGAUUUGGAUAAAAGGGAGACAGAUGGCGGAGUACCUUAAAAUGUGAAAAAAGGUAAACUGAAUGUCAAUGCUCUGUUUGUACGCUGACAUUAAGCAAAGCAUUAACAUUAGUUUUCCUUAAUAUUGAGGCAGAACAGUUUUCAGUCGAUAUUUAAAUCCUCGUGAUUAAAUAUGUAUACAACUUGACCCUGUUUUGUGGGAGCUGAUAUAUUAUAUUAUUUCACAUUGUGCAAUGCAUGUUAAGGGGUGAAACACAUCUGGAGUGCUGAUUUGAAAUCCGUGUCGCAGACAAACCUUUAAAAAAAAAACAAAAAAAACAGUGCAGACAAAGAGCAAUUGCUUUGAAAUGUUGGUGUAUGCUAGGAGGGCUGGUGGGAGAUCUGACACUCCUUUAGGUCUCCAGCAUCAGGUGUUUAUUUACUAUUCACACUUCCUAUUUGUGAUAUCUUUUUAGGCACAGACUAUAUAAAUUUACCCACAGGCAACAUUUGCCAACAAGCUGCUUGCUGCUGUGUGUUUUGACCACGAAGAAUUUGGACAUUUUAGCCAGCAAGUUAAAACUAGUACAUGAUUUCAGUACAUCCAUUUGACUGAUUUUGUUUCUUCAGAUUUAAGUUUAUGUCAAAUCAAAGACUGUUUCAAGUAGCAGUAGUUCUGUAUAUGUGAAACAAAUAUGUUGUAGUUGUUUUAGCACAUUAGCUUCUGUCUCAUUUUACAUUUGAUUUCAGUAUAGCUGUGAAACAUAAUGUGAAAAUCCAUAUUUAUUCAGAUUGGUACAGGGAUUGUGUUUUGUUUUCAGUGGACAGGAAUAUGGAAAGGUUUUAAAGAUUUCCACAUUUUAAUUGUUUUCAUCAUUCUACUGACAAAGUAGUUACUCGUCGUACAACACUGAACACAAAUCUGUUCGAAGGUUGUUUUUUUUAAGACCAUGUCAAAUUUGUUCAAAUUAGAUUUUGCGAUUUCUCGAUGAUUUAUGAAAUGUGUACUUGAAUUUUCAUUGUAAAUGUAUCUUUAUAUGAGCUGUACAUCGAAAGCUUCUGUCAAAUGUUUUGUGAAACACAAACAGGGAUUGCUAGUUUUGAAAGUAUACGCCUUGCUAUAUUCAGCAUUUUAUUUUGUUGCCUUUUUAAAAAUAUUUCGUUAACAUUGAACAUUAACACUGAAAUAUGUGUUCCACGUCUGAUGCCUGUCUAAUGUGAUUGUUUGGCCUUUUGUCAUAGUUCCAAAUGUAAAACCAAGAGUACGGCUGGUUGUUUUAGUGCUUUUGUUACAAUUUUAAAGAUUUACGUAUUUCUGCCAGCGCUUUAGCCAUUACUACUCCAAAAGACUCUUUCUUUUUCAUAGCCAUUAGCAUUUUCAUACAACAGUGCCAACUUGCAAGCAUGAUUUGGUGGUUCAGACCAAUUCUGUUCAAAUAACCAUCUCUCUGCACGCUGUAGCUGAUAGUCACAGUAUGAUAAGGCUCUGUGUCGUUGGGCGUGGUAAAACAGUGUGAAAGACUUCUUUCACUUAUGCCGUUUGAUUAUAGGCAUUGUGUUUGGACCACGAUGGAUUUGGGUGGAUGUUUGCUAUAUCUCACAUCUAGAAAAAGAGUCAGGCUGUGUUAAUAUUUCACUGGAAUUAAAUGGAAAUCAUGCAAGGGGUUCAGGACAGCAGACCACUUCUAUUAGAAUCAGGGCUGGCUCUGUAUGCAUGGUCAAUAUGGUCUUCUUCAUGCACCCUCUAUAACUGCAUGUGGUAUUGCAUGGGGAUUGCACUGUAAACAAAAUAGCAUAUACAUUUGCAAGACUGCAAGUUUUGUUCUUUUCCUUUUCUUAGUACAUGUAUAUAAUGUUUACUUAAACGUUAUUCUUGUACUGUGCCACAUAAUGUAAUCCACACAUGAUAACAAUAAGGGUAAGGAGGACAUCAGGUAACACAAUAAUCAUCAUUAAUAAAUGGUAAAUUGAUAAAUUAAAUGUUAGUUAAUAAUCAUUUUACGGUUAACAGUGAAAUUAUGAUCUAGGAUGUUUACUAAUGAUUAGUAAUGCUAUUAUUUAUGUUAUUGUAUCAGUAGUUUAGUGCCAAAAAAGAAUUAGUUCAUACAUGUAGAUAGUUAAUACUUUAAUGUCAAUAGAUAAUUUUUUUUGGAAAGUAUUAUAACGUUGCAACUCAUGCUUAUCAUAAUAAGUUAAUGGUUAAUAAGUGGUUUAUAAAGCACCAAGUAACAUUAAUUUGGUGAUCCAUAAAAGAUGAUUAUUUGAUUGUGUGCACUGAUAAUUGCUAUCUGAAUAAUGUUUAUAGAUGCUUUACAAAGUAUUUAUUAGUGUUAACCGUUAACAAGGUAUUAUAAUCACCAGUUGCAAUAGCCAUCCAAAUAAUGUUUAUUGACGGUUUACAAACUCUUUCUUAAAGGUUUACGAAUAAUUUGGUAAUCAUUAACCAAUACUUAAUAUAGCCUACUCUAUAAAUGUCAUCAUGUGUGCAACAAUAAACUGUUAACAGUUAAAAUAGCAUAGCGUAUAGCAUUACUAAUAAUUGGUGAACAUUAAUUAUUUAAUUGUUAACAGUAAACUAUUAACUUAAGUUUAAUUAAUUAUCAAUUUACCAGUUAUUAGUGAUGUUAUUAAGUGUUACUGAAUGUCAUAAAGCAGGUAAUUAGUAUAAUAUCCAGCACAGAAAUAAUCAUAAAGGGAAUACUUGAACACUAAUAAUCAGCACAGUCUAUAACAAUCUGGACGGUGCAAAUUAACAUUAAUCCUAUGAGCAUCUUGCUUUAUAAGCGUACCAUUGUCUUUAAUUUAUUAAUUUCAACAGAAGUAGACCCAAAACAAAGCAGAUGCUAUGGUGAUAGAACACAUGGUGUCAGCUUGGUAAACUGGUGUUGGUGUUUCUGUUCUGAAUGUUGUAUGGGCGAGAGAUGCGAGUAGGUGGAGUGUUUAGUGACAUUCUAUGAAUGUAUUGGAGAAGAGGAAAUAUUUGUCAUCUUCAUUUGUUCUUUACAAUAAAUACCAAAUUAACUGA
Messenger RNA from Perca fluviatilis (European perch), 5338 nucleotides. RefSeq names its product TLC domain-containing protein 4-B-like. Gene Ontology annotation, cellular component: membrane; endoplasmic reticulum. The coding region runs from base 355 to 1146 and encodes 263 amino acids. Gene Ontology annotation, biological process: lipid homeostasis. The record is from RefSeq and is a predicted model, not a curated record. The transcript has 7 exons. Lineage: Eukaryota; Metazoa; Chordata; Actinopteri; Perciformes; Percidae.